Messenger RNA from Monascus purpureus, 933 nucleotides. NCBI's taxonomy places the organism in Eukaryota, Fungi, Ascomycota, Eurotiomycetes, Eurotiales, Aspergillaceae. The record is from the annotation of a GenBank genome assembly.
AUGUUUUAUGAUCUGAAUAUCCCUUACAGUGCAGGAGAUUUAGAGAUCUCUCACACAUUAAAUUUCCUUGCCGAACUUGGUUACUCGACGGUUGCCCUCUCCCAAACGAUUACCGGAAAGCUUCCUGGAACCCUUGCUCCCCCACCACCCCCAGCCAAUGCACCGAAAUCACUCAAACUCCUAAGCCGCCUGAACCUAACGCUGUCGGAUCCGUCUCAAAAUCAACGCCUGACAAGUCUCACGCAGGCGUACGACUUGGUUGCGCUGCGCCCCACAAACGAAAAGACGCUUCUCAAUGCAUGCACAAAUCUAGAAUGCGACUUGAUCUCGCUGGAUCUCUCCGUCAGGCUGCCAUUUCAUUUUAAAUUCAAGAUGUUGUCUGCGGCUAUCUCACGUGGCGUUCGCGUCGAGAUCUGCUACGGACCCGGAAUCACUGGCAGUGGCGUGGAUGCACGGCGGAAUCUCAUCGGAAACGCAAUGUCACUUAUCCGUGCCACGCGGGGAAGGGGUAUAAUUGUAUCCAGUGAAGCUAGGAAGGCUUUGAGUAUACGGGCUCCGUGGGACGUUAUUAACCUCACCUGUGUGUGGGGACUCUCACAGGAACGUGGGAAGGAAGCUGUUUGUGAAGAAGCACGGAAAGUUGUGGCACUGGCCAAACUGAAACGGAGCAGCUGGCGAGGAAUUGUCGAUGUUGUGGACGGAGGAGAGCCGGAGGAGAUUAAACCCGAGGGAAGGGGGGCAACUAAGAAACAGGUUACGAUUCCCGCUACGACAGGCGGAGAUAGCCUGAAGAGAAAGGCGUCUGUCGGACAGGACGCAGUGGUUGAAUCGACAGAGAAGCCCCUGUCCAAACGGGAGAUGAAGCGGAGGGCCAAGAAAGCACGGCUGGAAGCUGCAGGGGGAGAUGCCAAGAUCGAUGGCGAGGCACCGUGA